CACGAAGGCGACGGCGAUGGCCUCGCAGAAGCUCGCCGCCGGCGACGGCAACUACGACUUCCACCUGCGGUCGCUUUCCGCCGCAUCCCGGGACUCCGCUGCGGCCGCCGAUCCCGCCUCCGACCCCAACCUCCUCCAGUCCGUGAGGAUGGUGUUCGAGAUGUGCAAGGAGGCCAAGGGAGCGAACGACGAGAUGGUGGCGCGGGCGUUUCCGGUGAUGAGCAAGCUCUUCCAGCGCUGCGCUGCCGCGCCCACGCUGUCCACAGCCUCCACCGGCGUGCUCCUCCUAACAAUUCUGCAGUUCUUCCUGGAUUUUGGGGAGGCAGUGUUGCGCGAUGCUGAUGGCAGCCUAAAAACUUUCUUCCGCUCUUGCUUAAGUAGGGAGUUUGCAGAUCCUAUUGUCGCAGAGCGGACGCUUGAAUUCCUGAUAGUGAAUAAGAUGAAGAUCCUGAGCUGUUUACCCACCUUGGUUCCACAGUUCUAA
Molecule: messenger RNA, 484 nt
Organism: Lolium rigidum
Lineage: Eukaryota; Viridiplantae; Streptophyta; Magnoliopsida; Poales; Poaceae
Exons: 5
Coding region: 17-484 (155 amino acids)
Cellular component (GO): AP-5 adaptor complex
Source: RefSeq, a predicted model, not a curated record